ACGUAUCCAAUGGCCAAAGUCAAUAAUUCACAAGUGACAGAAUUUAUCCUCUUGGGACUCACAGACAGUCCAGAGCUCCAAUUCCUUCUUUUUGGGGCCUUCCUUGUGAUAUACUUAAUCAGUUUCCUGGGCAAUAUUGGAUUGAUUGUGCUAAUCCACAUCAGUCCUCAGCUUCAUACUCCCAUGUAUUUUUUCCUCAGCCAUCUGGCUUUUGUGGAUUUUUGUUAUACCUCCUCAGUCACCCCUAACACAAUGGUGAACUUCCUCCAAGAAAUUAAAACAAUAUCCUUUCCUGCUUGUGCUAUACAGUUAUUUUGCUUUAUCAUGUUUGUGGUUUGUGAAGUGUAUAUGCUAUCAGCCAUGGCUUAUGACCGAUAUGUGGCUAUCUGCAGCCCUUUGCUCUAUACAAUUCGCAUGAAUAGAAGGGUCUGUACUCAAAUGGUGAUUUGUACAUACUUCUAUGGCUUCUCUGUGGGACUCCUACAGGCAGUUCUUACGUUCCAUUUGUCUUUCUGUAAGUCAAAUAUAAUAAACCACUUUUAUUGUGAUGACAUUCCAUUGCUUGAGAUAGCCUGUCAUAAAAUCUAUUACAAAGAUAUAAAGGAGCUGAUAUUGUUCACAUUUGCUGCUUUUAAUACCCUUUUCUCUCUUUUCAUUAUCCUCAUUUCCUAUAUAUUCAUUCUAAUUGCCAUUUUGAGGAUUAAUUCAAGAGUAGGCAGACAAAAAGCCUUUUCAACUUGUGCUUCCCACCUGACCUCCAUCUCUGUAUUUUAUGGCACAAUCAUCUUCAUGUAUUUGCAGCCCAAAAAGAGCAAUCCACAGGAUACUGACAAAAUAGCAUCUGUCUUCUAUGUCGUGGUAAUUCCCAUGCUAAAUCCUUUAAUUUACAGCCUAAGAAAUAAGGAAGUAAAAAAUGCUUUGAAAAGAAUUAUGGAAAAGGUAUGUUCUACUAUAAAAACACUUACGUAUAUAAAGGUCAAGAAGCAUCUUGUCUUGAAUACUUUUACUAAACAGUCCAUGACAAAAUAUAUGGCAAAAUGCUAA
Messenger RNA from Sorex fumeus (smoky shrew), 1044 nucleotides. RefSeq names its product olfactory receptor 5AL1-like. Gene Ontology annotation, molecular function: G protein-coupled receptor activity; olfactory receptor activity; odorant binding. Lineage: Eukaryota; Metazoa; Chordata; Mammalia; Eulipotyphla; Soricidae. Gene Ontology annotation, biological process: G protein-coupled receptor signaling pathway; sensory perception of smell. Bases 10 to 1044 code for a protein of 344 amino acids. The transcript is spliced from 2 exons. Gene Ontology annotation, cellular component: membrane. The record is from RefSeq and is a predicted model, not a curated record.